Molecule: messenger RNA, 4253 nt
Organism: Pezoporus occidentalis (night parrot)
Lineage: Eukaryota; Metazoa; Chordata; Aves; Psittaciformes; Psittacidae
Gene: ECM2
Product: extracellular matrix protein 2
Exons: 11
Coding region: 246-2297 (683 amino acids)
Biological process (GO): positive regulation of cell-substrate adhesion; extracellular matrix organization
Cellular component (GO): extracellular matrix
Molecular function (GO): protein binding; heparin binding; collagen V binding
Source: RefSeq, a predicted model, not a curated record
UCAAAGUAACAGUAUUAGCUGAUGCUCUGCACACAGAACAGAACAGCGCUUUGUCCCCAGGGAAAGAAGCUAUUUCAGACUUAACUAAGGAAUCAGCUAACAUGUUUCAACAAACCCUACUGUUUCUCUGUUUAUUUUAAAGAUAUCACUGUGAUUUUGUUUCAUUUGCAGCUGGAGACUAAAUGACACCAAGCAGAAUCUGCUGUUAGGUUAGAUUACAAGAAUACUUUGAGACACACAAAAACAUGCAGGCUACAUCACUAGUCUAUUAUUUCCUGCUUGUGUCUCUGUGCAUUGACUUUUCUCAAAAUGAAACUAGUGCACUUCUCAGGAGGCAAAGGAGAAGAAUGCACCACAGAGGACUGCGAAGGAGCUCCUCCGCUGAGCACAAGGCCCCGAGACAGGCAAGGAUGAAGUUUCCAGAUCCGGUUGCUGUAGUGCCCAGCAUACCUCUCAUUAACAUUGAUGAUGGUGUUAUGGGAGUAUUUGACUCUCUCAUAGGUUUGGGUGGACAUGAACCUAGUUACAGUGUCUUGCCAGGAAAGACAGGGCACUGCACAGCUAACGGAAUGAUUAUGUAUGAUAAAGCCGUCUGGUCUCCCAAGCCCUGCAUUACCUGCCUCUGUUCAAAAGGAGAAGUGAUAUGUGAUACCACCAUGUGCCCUCCUUUGAGAUGUCCCAAAACAAUUAUACCUGCAGGAGAAUGCUGCCCAGUUUGUUCUGAUACUGCCUCCUCUUUGGAUUCAAGUAUUAUUUCACUGGAUGACAUAAGUGAGUUUUCUGGUGAUUCUCCAGAACCCAAUAACCUUGACAACACCAGUGUAUCAUCAUCAGCACAUACUCAAACUGAAAAAGAUGAACUGCUGAGAACAGAAGUGAUAGAGGUUGAAGAGAAAGAGGGUCAUAAAAAGGAUGGAAAGAAAAGAAGACGGAAAGGCAAAAAAAAUCGUCAGAAGUAUAGAGCCUAUCACAGAGAAAAGAAGCCUAUCAGAAGAAAGGGAGAUGCAAAAGAAGACAUACAAGAUGAAAGUGAUGAAGAUGAUGGUACCUUCAGAAUGCCAUCUCAUUUCCCAAUUCCGGUUCCACCCAUAGAAGCUCCUCCUUUGCCAUCUGGAUGUUCAACCUCAGACACCACAGUAAGCUGUAUUAAUGCCAAACUUAAACAAAUACCACCGAUCUCAGAUCCAGAUCUAACAAGUCUAGACCUUACAGGAAAUAGUAUCACUACUAUCUCAGAUGAAGCAUUCAACGGGAUACCUAAUUUGGAAUGGAUUGAUCUCGGUAAAAACAAUAUUACCUCUCCCGGCAUAGGUCCACGAGCAUUCAAAAUCCUGAAAAAGCUAAAACGUUUGUAUUUGGAUGGAAAUAUGCUGGUACAUAUUCCAUCUGAAUUGCCAUCAACUUUGGAGGAAAUAAAAAUAAAUGACAACCACCUUCAUGCCAUUGAUGAGGACGGUUUAAAAGAUUUAAAGAACUUGAUCACCCUGGAAUUGGAAGGAAAUAAACUUAGUGAAGCAAACGUCAGUCCUUUGGCCUUUUCUCCUUUGAAAAGUCUCUCUUACUUGCGACUAGGAAGAAAUGAAUUCAGAAUUAUCCCACAAGGUCUUCCCACGACUCUUGAGGAGCUAUACCUUGAAAAUAAUCAAAUUGAAGAAGUGUCAGAAAUUUGCUUUAACCAUACAAGAAACAUAAAUGUCAUUGUGCUAAAGCACAACAAAUUAGAAGAGCACAGAAUAGCACCUUUGGCUUGGAUAAACCAAGAGAACUUGGAAUCAAUUGAUCUGUCUUAUAACAAGUUAUAUCAUGUUCCCUCCUAUCUGCCAAAAUCUUUACUACAUCUGAUACUUGUAGGAAAUCAGAUUGAAAGAAUUCCAGGAUAUGUCUUUGGUCACAUGAAGCCAGGGCUGGAGUAUCUCUACCUGUCCUUUAACAAACUUACUGAUGAUGGAAUAGAUCCAGUAUCAUUUUUUGGAGCAUACCACACUCUGAGAGAGUUGUUUUUGGAUCACAACGAAUUGAAGUCUGUACCAUUUGGAAUUGAUGAAAUGAGAAAACUACGUUUUCUAAGACUGAACAAUAAUAAAAUAAGGACAGUCCCUCCAGAACGCAUCUGCAAGGCUCAUCUCAGUGAUGAUGAUGUUCAUGACAACAGUGAAGAGGAGGAGACUGAAGAUUCACAUUUGGAACAUGUUCAUCUUGAAAACAACUACAUCAAUACAAGACAGCUAUCACCACAUGCAUUUUCAUGCAUAAGAUCCUACUGCAGUGUGGUUCUUAAACCACAGAAGAGCAAAUAAACGCCCAAAUUUUGCAUUGCAACCUGUAUCUCUAGGAACUCUAUUCUCUGCUACUAUCAGGUCUGCUUACUUCUGGAUUUAAACCCUUCUUACUACUUAAAUAAGAUACAGUAUAUUAUAUACUGAAGCAAAGUAGUAAUGUAUUUCUUAAUGCUUAAUUAUAAAAACAUUACAUGUAAAAAUAGAAGCUCAAGUUUAUGUCAUAAAUGUUUAUUUCUAUUGAUAGAAAUUCUACUUAAACACAACAGGUCAAACCAUGCCCCAGAUACACCCUCUGCAAGAUCAGAUUUCAGAAAAGAAGGACGUAACUAAACCCUCCACUUGGUCCUGUCUUACUUGCUGAACAGAGUUCAAAACAUUUUAAAUGGUACCACCAGCUUUAAAAAUUAUACAAAUAAAAGUCCUUGAGCUAGGAACAUUCCAGCAAUGCAAGAAUCAAAUUGCUUAAAACAUACAUGGUACUGGAUUUUGUACCAAAUGUUCAGAGCAGUAGGUCCCAUUCAUUUGUACAAGGUUGCCCCCUUAGGGGAUUAAUUAGACUUUCUCAAAACUUUAAAAUAUUAAUUUAGUACUUAUUUGAAAGCAUCUAGAUAGUUUACGAUCACCCCUUCAUCGACAAUGUUGAUAAAGCAGUUUCAGUAAUGCAUUUGAUAUGAAUGUCUGCUUGUGUAUACAAUAGUGCUUGCAAACAGAUCCCUGCUUCCCAGGAAAGGAGUUUAGUCUCCUGAAGACAUUAUUUUACGUCUGAGUUCAAAGAAAUGAAGCAUUUUUAAUAUUCCAUUCCAGAUUUUAACGCUAUAUUCUAUAAAGUGGCCAAAACGUUGAUAAGAAGUAGUCAGUAUUUUUAAAGAACAAUUUCUACAGUCUGUUCUCUUAAGAGUGAGCUGGUCGUAGGAAAUGAUUACAGGUGACUGGCAGGCCACGCAGUUACUUUCACCUUUCUCCUGGGCUAUUCUGUGAGUCAUUAUACAAAAAUAUUCUGUUUUCUUCAAUACUACAGGUAGGCUGUUGUCUGAUUUCUUCUUCAGCAUGGAUGAGAACAAAGAACAAAAUGGCUUAAUACAGGGACUUUUUAAAGGCAUAUAAAAGCUGUAAGCAACUGCAUACCAUAAAACCAUCCAAGGAUGCACGUUACUACUGAACUGUAAUUUUACUGCCCUUGCUCUGGAAGUGCAGGUUUCACGACACAUUUCCCACACAUCCCAAUCUACUGCCAACAGACAGGUCAUAGAAUCAGCAUCAGCAUCAUGUUCACAUAGCAUUUAACAGCCAGGGAUUUCCAACCUUUUUUUUUUUUUUUUAGCAUGCUAUAGACAGCAUCUAUGAACAUUCUCAAGCUAUACAAUCACAGUAGAAGCAAAAUUACAUUGUUCUAUCUUAAGUUCUACCUUAUCAAGUAAACUCUUGCCUGCAAGACACAAUGGUACUUCAUCUCCAGUGAGUCAAAAUAUAAUGCAUUCCUUGUAAGAAACAAUCCUAAGAUACGCGGAUUUCUGUAAAAAGUUUCCUUUGGGCAUUUUGUUUGGAAAAGUACAGUCAGGUGUCAUACUUUAGUGAUUUGCUAAGGUCAGUAAAGAAUGGUGAAAUCCACAGGCUGAGUUUUUACAUACUCCGUUGACAUGAUUUGAUUUCAUUGCCUGUGCACUUUCAACAUAUGAUUCCUUCCUUCCGUUUCACUUUGGCUAAUGUUCUGGCUAACAUUCCUUUGUCUUUGUAAAACACCAUUAAGCUCCCAAGCUACUGUUUUGAGAGACUAAAAAGCCUAAAUUAUUAAAAUUAAUUAUUUUAGUCUAUUGCUAAAUAACUUCAGACCUACUUUGCAACACUGCUGAGCAGUGCUUUCAGAAACUUUACUAAGCAUUUUAGAUACACAGAUUGAUCCAAGGAGAGAGGGAAAACAAGCUGCUGUAUUACACCAUUUUAUGCAUUCUUAUAAUAAAUUUAAGCAAAAUGCCA